UAAAUAAAACUGGUGCAUGUGGACUAACCAAGUGUUCAAACACAGUGCCAGCACCAUCAGGCUGCACCGGAAUAACAGCAGUGUUUUCCUCAGCAAGUAGUAAACACUUGAAAUAUGACACAACGUGUAUAUAGUCGCUACAAAAUCUGAAUAAUAACACAGAAAAGCAUUGCCUUUGGGACCAAAUGCACAUUGGACAGUUUGUUAGUUACAUUUGUUUGUAUAAAUCUGCAGUGUUGUGUUCCCGGGAUCCAGACCAGUUUAACCUGUUCUGAUAUGACCCGGGCUGGAGAGUCGUUACUACUGAGGUUGCGCCACUACUUUCUCAGCAUUUCGGUAUGCUACGCCCCAAACUACGGGAGAAAAACACACGCUAGCUGUUGCUACACCCUGCCGAGGCUGGUUCGGUCGGGAUUUAGACGUAGAUAUAUCCAGCUCACGCUUUACAAGAACGCGUUUUCUCCACACCGAGGAGAUUUUCCCCACUGAGGCAAGAAUCCCACAAAAUGUAAAAGGUCGUCGCUGGAAAUAAACGACUCGCCGGAGCUGUUGGUGUGUCUGAAGCAAGGACUAGCAAAUAUAAACCACACUAUUCAGGCCGCUUCAUUGACUGUUAACUUUACGGUUGUUUAAACAUCGUAUCACGGUGUUAUAACAAAGGCAGUCGAGCGAGAACUGUGAUUUCCUUCUUCUCUCGGCCAUGCGAGGAGCUCGGAUCUUCGCAGAAGAAUGUGUCACCUUCCGGCGCUAGCUGAGUCGCGGCUCCAUGGCCAACAGUAACAACAUGCUUCUGGCCUCUGCCGUGGUGGUGUGGGAAUGGCUGAACGAACACGGCCGGUGGCGGCCCUACAGCCCCGCCGUCUCCCACCAGAUAGAGGCAGCCAUCCGGAGCAGCGACCCCCGCGGAGGGAGCGUUGUCCUCGGCCAGGUGGACAGCCGGCUCUCGCCGUACAUCAUAGAUCUCCAGUCCAUGCACCAGUUCAGACAGGACACAGGGACCAUCCGUCCGGUGCGGAGGAGUUUUUAUGACCCAGGCUCGGCCCCGGGUCAGGGCUGGCAGUGGGAGUGGGAAAACGAUGCGGGUACGUGGACGCCCUACGACAUGGAAGUGGCCAUCGCCAUCGAGAACGCUCACAACUGUCAGCAACCCUGCCUCGACCUGACACCACUUGGCUUCUGCUACCUCAUUGAUUUUCAGAACAUGACACAGGUGAACAGACAGAGCCAGAGGUGUCGGAGGAUUCAGAGACGUGCUGACAUGGCCUACCCUUUAGUGUCUGGUCCUCUCCCAGUACCCAAAGGAGGAGGUGGAGGCCUAACAGGAGCCCUGCUGGGUGUUGGGGUGUCGGGGACCAGCAUGGGGAUUGGAAGCACUGUCUACCCUAAUGGGGGCUUGCCAGCUACUGGACUGGGCCAGCCUUGUUCCUGCCAGCAGUGCAUGCUGGUCCUUAGUGUGAAGACCAAUACAGGAGGAGCAGGGGAAGGAGGAGCAGGGAUUCAGACUCUGGGUAGACGCUCACUAACCAUGCAGCGGCCCAAGAACUCAGCACCCACCACCUCCAAACCUCUGAGUCUGUCUAAAUCAGUCACUUUGGGACGAGGACAGCAGCAGAACUCAAACUCCAACUCCAAUUACUAUCAGACGCUGCCACACGGCCUCGCCAUCUCCAAAAACAUUGCCUCUCCGCGAAGGAACGCCCAGCUCUUUGCUCAGUCGCUGGCCGCCCUCACCGCUGGCACCUCCUCUCUAGGUAUCUCUUCGUCUUCCAACAGGCCGCCUCCGCCAUCCCUCCCGCCUCCUCAGCCUCCAUCAUCCAACCCAAAUUUGAUCCCUCCGUCCAUUCCGGCAAAGCACACCUCAUCUUCAGUUAACGAAUCAGUGCCAACCGCCACAUUAAUUACCCCUGCCAACAGCAUGACCACACCCCCUUCUCCUGUGCCCUCUCCAUCGCCGGUGGUGAUGAAGCCGCAGCGCACGCUGUCGUCCACGGCAACAGUGUGCCAUGCCCCGUUGCCGCAGAGAUCAAGCUUAGCCGGGCUGAGCAGACCAGCGCUGCAGAGGAUUGCAAUGGCCCAGUCCAGAGCACUCAUAGCAUCAGGUGUGCCUACCGUCCCAGUGAAGAACCUCAAUGGAUCCAGUCCUGUUCACCCUGCACUGGCCGGGAUCACAGGUAUCCUGAUGAGUGCUGCUGCUCUGCCUGUGUGUCUGACCAGGCCUCCUAAACUCGUGCUGCACCCUCCGCCUGUCAGCAAGAGCGACAUCAAACCUGUGCCAGGCUUUGGUCACUGCUGCAGGAAGACCACCAAGAAACAGGCUCGCAAGGGUAAAACUCCAGAGGAGGUUGUAAAGAAGUAUCUGCAGAAAGUAAAAAAUCCACCAGAGGAGGACUGUACCAUCUGUAUGGAGCCGCUGGGGGGUCCGUCUGGAUAUAAGGGUCCAGGAGUGGGGCCUGUGUCUCGGGCGGAGUCAGUCGGGCGACUAGCACAGUGUGGACACCAGUACCAUUUCCAGUGUCUGGUGGCCAUGUAUAAUAAUGGCAACAAGGACGGCAGUCUUCAGUGUCCCACCUGUAAAACCAUCUACGGUGUAAAGACAGGCAACCAGCCAGCAGGGAAGAUGGAAUACCAUGUCAUCCCUCACUCUCUACCAGGGCAUCCUGACUGCAAAACCAUACGCAUCAUCUACAACAUAGCACCAGGCAUUCAGGGACCAGAGCAUCCGAACCCAGGGAAGCCCUUCACUGCCAGAGGCUUUCCCCGACACUGCUACCUCCCAGACAGUGAGAAAGGACGCAAGGUACUGAGACUGCUCCUGGUAGCAUGGGACCGAAGGUUGAUCUUCUCAGUUGGUACUUCAAGCACUACAGGAGAGUCUGACACUGUCAUCUGGAACGAGGUCCACCAUAAGACAGAGUUUGGCUCCAACCUGACGGGCCAUGGCUUCCCUGACCCCGGACACCUCGACAACGUCCUGGAAGAGCUCCGAGCUCAGGGCAUCACAGAGGAUGAUGGACUGAUGGAAAAGUGAAAGGACAAGCCAUUGGGGCAGCAGAGACGGAGGAAACAACCGUAUGAGAGCAGUGAAGGGUGGAAGGGAGAACUGUGAAUAUAACACAAGCAAGAGGAGGAAAAGAUGAGAUCCUGGACUGAGACACACUCACUCUGCCAGCACUUGAAAGGGGUGCAGGGGGAGGGAGUUAGAGGAAGCUGCAGCACAGAAAGAUAAGCAACGCAGAGGAGGAGGAGGCUAAGAAACCAGCAGAAAGAACGAUGGCACUCAUGGUUUUAGCUGCUAGACAGCUAGGUACUAAAUGUCAACAAGUGAGAAUGAAUCGGUACAAAUAUUUAGGACAACAACACGUUUACUUUACUGAGAGAAAGAGUACUAAAAGUAACCAGGAAAAUAUGGUAAAAUGUUAGAGCAGUUAAAUGAAAACUGGGAGAAAAAGGACAAAGAGAGAAAGAAGUUGAGCAGUGGGGGAGGGGAUGGGGGAGGUGAGCAGGAAUAAUGUAGCAGAAAGAGAGAAAGAUGGUGUCUGAAUGUAGCGUAGGAUAGGAGUAUAGUAAAAUUAACUUAUAUUGUACUUAAUAGGUAAGCUAUCACUAAAACCACCAAGAAACCAAGAGUGAUGAAGAGAAAAGGGAAAGAGAGACAGACUGUGUGCCUGCUUUGUUCAAACCACCUGCUUGUUUGUAGUUGAAGUUUAGUGCUGUUGCUCCCUCUUGUGGUGAUACUGAUGAACUAUACCUCAGCCUGCAAGCUACCGGAACAAAUCAAAAUGUUACUAUGAGUUAUCCACCUGUGUUACUUUUACCCAUUUAACGUCAUUCCAUACGUUACCUCUUACCUUUGACUUGAUGAGUUGUUAUAUGACCUAGGCUCUGUAUGUUUAUGAUUGUGUGUGAAAUGACAAAAGACCAAACUAAGGCCUAGUCAUUUGGGCCUAUUUGGAGUCUUAAUAUUGAGCCACUGUGGUACAAGUUAACCUUAGAUACACAGGUACCAGUAUUUACUUAUUUUUGUCCCUUUUGAUGGUUCACAUGGUUUAAGUGGAUGUAAAUGUGUUGCAUCCUGUCAACACUGGGGCAACAGUGACAAAAAGUGAGGAUGUGCAUAAAAACCUGAUGAAGAUGAGCAUUUUGGGUUUUGCCUAGAAUUAAGUGCUGAGGAUUUGCUUCAAGUGUUUAGUUCUAGUUGAAUGAGUUUUACUGUCAGUGCUUAAACCCAAGACAAAUGAACCAAGAGCCUGGGACUGGUCUCACAGCCAGAAGGAGAUUGGGCAGAGGAUUGGAAGGUUGGGGGAGGAUGGAGAGGACAAGAGGUAGACCUGAAGCAGAGGUCAUGGCCUGGUCUGCACAAACACACAGUACUACUGAGGAGAAGGGGGGGAAAACCCAAAUAUUCAAAUACGUAUGGGUCAAUCUUGACAACUAGUCAAGGACACUGGGAUUUGUAAAGACUCAGUAGGAGAUCAGUAGCAUCAUUCUUAUCACAACAACACUGAUAACAACUCUCCUCUUCUUAUCUCAACCUUUCCUGACUGAUCAACACACUGGCCAGUCUCUGAGGUGGGUCUGUAAAUGACCCUUUAUUACAAUGUUGUGGCCCUGUCUGUGUGUGUGUGUGUGUGUGUGCGUGAGAGAGAAUCUGUGUACUAUGUAUACUACCAACAUGCUCCCGGUUUAGGGUAUUAUUUAGGUACUCCAUGGGAAUCACAUCAUCCUUUAACUGAUGAUGAUUGAUGAUGGUACUCCCUGUACUUCUUUAUUAUGCUUUUUUAAAUAUGAAAUAUAGUUACAUGUUUGCUUUUUAAUAGAAUUUUUCUUGAUAUAGAGUAAAUUGCCUUUUUUCAUUUUGUACAUUUCUGUUGUAUUAAUUAUGCCCUUUGUCAUUUUGUUACAAUUGGUUUACAAAGACAGUAUUUUUUUCAUUGUGUACAGAAGUUAAGCUGAUUUGCGUCAUCUUUUCUUUGGAAAAGGAAUUUGAUCGUAGACUUUUAUCUGAGUGUGAAAUGUAAUGAAUUUUAAUAGCAAGUCAAACCCUUGUACACUUGCUCUUCUGUGAGGUAAAGAAUAUGUUCAUUUUCUACAUAUCAUCUGUCCUGCUACUGUUCUGUACUAAGCCUUUAUCUGCCUGCUGGAGCUCUCAACAUUUGUGACCCUGGAUGGUUUCGUAGCAGAUUUGUUGAUGGACAGUUUGGUCUUAGUCUCAUGUCCACCCAUCUUUUAGCAGCAGAAUUGUUCAAGUGCAGAUGGCAUGAUGAAAAUGAUUAUUUUAAACAUUGUAAAAUGUUAUAAAAUCACAAGUUCCUCUUGUGUUGUAGCAGUUUUCUUGCUCUUUUGGCUCAAACACUGCACAAUGACUUGGGAAAACACUGAUUUUGUAUGAUCAGUAAGUCACUUAUGUUGAUUUAAAUUUUUCUUUUUGUCAUUAAAAGAAUGGCUUUGAUUUCUAAACAAUGAACAAGAAAUUUAAAUAAAUGGCAUUGCUAGUUGUAUUACUAUUGCUAUAAUUCGAGUCUGACUUGGCCAUGAUUUUGUUAUUGCAGGGUUCAAAAGUGUUGAAAUAUUCCAUAUAAGCAAUGUAGUGGACAGUAGCUGUAACUCACCAUUUCAGUUUUGUAUGUUCAUUAAAUGUGGAUUUCUUUCUCAUCACCAGUUAUCAUCCCUAAUGAAGGUGAUAUCUCCUCCAUAUGUCUGUGGAUAUGGGCCUUCUGUGACAUUGUCUUCUUUUAUUUUGAGGGGAUGGGAAAGAGGUGAUCAUAAGUGCUGGUAUGGGAGAGUGAGCAUCAAAACGUGAUAAGAAAAGCAAAGUGUAAAUAUUGCAAAAUAAUUGCUGGAGUAUGAGUGAUUAAUACAAGAAAAAAAAUAAAGAAUGAAUGAAACUUA
Messenger RNA from Siniperca chuatsi (mandarin fish), 5889 nucleotides. Its product is annotated as E3 ubiquitin-protein ligase DTX1-like. The transcript has 12 exons. Lineage: Eukaryota; Metazoa; Chordata; Actinopteri; Centrarchiformes; Sinipercidae. The record is from RefSeq and is a predicted model, not a curated record. Gene Ontology annotation, molecular function: zinc ion binding; ubiquitin protein ligase activity. Gene Ontology annotation, cellular component: nucleoplasm. Gene Ontology annotation, biological process: Notch signaling pathway; protein ubiquitination. Bases 767 to 3028 code for a protein of 753 amino acids.